AUGCUAGACUUUUUACUUAAUCCUAGAAAAAGGGAAGUCGUGAGCCCUGGGAAACCUUUAAAGUGUUCUGAAUCAACAUUUGCCGCCUCUUCCACGCCUCUGGAUGAAAUAUGUCAGUUCAUUAUUAGUGAUCCCUCUGGAACUCCCAGUUUCAUAGUGAACAACUGGGAUGGAACCUCGAGGAAAGAAGCAAUUGAAGGCUUGUUACUCACAGAGCCUGAACAGUUUGAAGAGGGUGAGUUGGAAUAUAUGUACAGCGCUGAAGCUCUCAAAAAGACGAGGAGGCUGAGGAUACUUGUGAAAGAAUAUUACAACAGAGGGUUUGAUGAGCCUGUUGCCUAUCUUCCUAACAGUCUGCUUUGGCUUGAAUGGCGUAAUUAUUCUUCAAACUCAUUGCCAUCAAAUUUUGAACCAGCAAAGCUCGUAUAUCUUACUAUGAAGGGUAGUUCUAUCAUCAAACUCUGGAAUGGAGCAAAGAGGUUAGCAUUUUUGACGACUCUUGAUCUCAGUUAUUGCGACAAAUUGAUACAAACCCCAGAUUUUAGGAUGAUCACAAAUUUGGAAAGGUUGAUCCUGAGCUCUUGUGAUGCAUUGGUGGAAGUCCAUCCAUCUGUUGGGUUUCUCAAGAAGCUUAUUUUGUUAACUAUGGAUUAUUGCAGAUCACUUGAGAGACUUCCAGCAAUUAUUCAAUCAGAAUGUCUUGAAGUUCUUGAUCUCAAUUAUUGCUUUAACUUGAAAAUGUUCCCGGAGGUGGAAAGGAACAUGAACCACUUGAAGAAACUCGACCUCACUUCAACUGGGAUAAGAGAACUGCCGGCAUCAAUUGAGCAUCUCAGUUCCGUAGAAAACCUACAAUUGCAUUCCUGCAACCAACUUGUAAGUCUCCCAAGUAGUAUUUGGAGAUUCAGAAAUCUGAAGAUUAGUGAAUGUGAGAAACUGGGGAGUUUACCAGAAAUUCACUGGAAUAGCAAUUGUACCCGUGAACUCAUCAUAAAAUUAGUUUCUAUUAAGGAGCUUCCCACCUCUAUAGGAAACCUCACCUCACUAAAUUUCCUUGAAAUCUGUAAUUGCAAAACUAUUUCGAGUCUCUCAAGCAGCAUAUGGAGACUGAAAAGUCUUACAAGUCUAAAGCUGUUAGACUGCAGAAAACUUAAAAACUUGCCUGGAAUUCCCAAUGCCAUAAAUCAUUUGUCAGGACAUGGACUUCAGCUCCUUCUGACAUUGGAGCAGCCCACAAUUUAUGAACAUCUUGACUUGCUUAGGAUUAUUGAUAUGAAUUGGUGUAGUUGUAUUAGCAGUCUCCCCCACAACAUUUGGAUGUUGAAAAGUUUAAGGAUUCUGCGCAUCUCUUACUGCUCGGGUCUGGAGUAUUUACCAGAAAAUUUGGGUCACUUGGAACAUUUGGAGGAAUUACUUGCAGAUGGUACUGAUAUUUUAAGACUACCAUCUUCGGUUGCACGAUUAAAUAAACUUGAGGUCUUAUCAUUCAGGAAAAAGUUUGUGAUUGGACCAAAAGUCCAAUAUUCAUUAUCAAUGCUCAAUUUACCUGAUGAUGUUUUUGGAAGUCUUGGAAGCUUAGGCUCUGUGGUGAAGUUAAAUCUUAGUGGAAAUGGUUUUUGUAAAUUGCCUGAAACGAUGAAUCAACUUUUUUGCCUUGAAUACCUUGACAUAACAUUUUGCCAGAGGCUUGAAGCAUUGCCAGAGCUUCCCCCAAGCAUCAAGGAGCUAUAUGUAGAUGAACACUUGGCCUUGAGAAGCAUGGAAGAUUUAGUAAUUAAAUGCAAGGAGUUGAAUUUAAUAGCAGUCACAAAUAUUGAGUACCAAAAUUUCUAUCGAUGGUUAGACUCAAUAUGGUCAGAUGUGUCAGAACUGCUGGAGAACAGUCAGAAGCAACAAAUGGAUGAUAUGUUGCAGCUUAUUCCCUUUUCAUAUCUUUCGACGGCUAAGCGUGAGGAAGUUCUUAAGAUUGUUAUACAUGGAACACGAAUUCCAGAAUGGUUCAGAUGGCAAGAUAGAAGUGCCACAACGAUGUCAGUCAAUCUUCCUGAACAUUGGUACACCCAAAAUUUUUUGGGAUUCGCUAUAUGCUGUGGCUGCUGCUUUUAUCAUUCUGCACGUAGCUACGAUGUUGAAUUUGAGGGGAGCAUGCAUCAUUACAAUUAUGAUUCCAGUUAUUGGAAAGAGUAUGAGGAACCGAGUUAUGACUUUUAUGAGAGAGAUACCAUUGAGAUUACAGCAAAACUAACUCCCCGACAUAAAGGAAUGCGGACUGAAGAGCUCAAGAAAGUCUGUUCAUUUUCCAUGAAUGUGGUACGUCGUGCUACUGCUGUCCCUAAUAUGUGCUUUGCAUUUUUGCCAUUAAACAGUCUCUGUCACACAUCAAAUAUACAGGCAAAGAACCCAAAUGACUAUGGGAUAUUUGAAGCCUCUUUGGGUCCAGGGGACAUCCUCCAUCGUGGAAAACAAUGGGGGUUUAAUUUGGUGUAUAAAGAUGAAGCUGGUGGCAGUAUUACGUACGAAAUGCUCACAAACAGAUAG
Messenger RNA from Nicotiana tabacum (common tobacco), 2538 nucleotides. Lineage: Eukaryota; Viridiplantae; Streptophyta; Magnoliopsida; Solanales; Solanaceae. The record is from RefSeq and is a predicted model, not a curated record.